GAAAAUAUCCAUCUACUCUGAGAAUCCUGUAACCUUUGUGCUUGGAGAAAGAAGGAUCAGCCCUGCACUGCGAUGUCGUCGUGGAUAUUAGCAGGCUUGGGAUCUCUCGGACAGGCGUUAAUCGGGAGAGUGAAGGAUCAGAUCAGCGACUAUUUGAUCGGAAGGGUUUUGGAGGAGCCCGGAGUUGCUGACCUCGACAAGCUGAGGAAUACUCUUUCGGGGACUGAGCGCAUCAUCGGCAGAGUCGAGAACAUGUGGAUUAAAGAUGAAGACACGAAAAAGCGAUUGAAGGAAUUGCUGAUGAAACUGAAGGACACUGUUUAUGACGCUGACGACUUGCUUGAUGAGAUCCAGUUCCGGGUUCUGAAGCAACAGAUCGAGCAACAAGGAGCUCAGGGGUAUGAGGCAAGUAACCAAUCAUCUUCUUCUUCUGGUCUCCCUCCGAGGAUAAAAAGAAAAAAUUCUGAACGUGUCAGUCGCUUCUUCGGUAGAGAAGAUGAUGUGAUUAGAGUGAGGAAAAUUAAGAUGAAGUUAGAUAAAUAUAUUACUGACAUCGAGCAUUUCAUUGCUAAAUUAGAUGCUGCUGAGAAACAGAUGAUAACGUCAGUAGUGCCUCGAACCACCACUUCCUUUCCGAUAGAAACUCAAGUAUUCGGACGAGACGAACAGCUGAAUCAACUUCUGGGACUGUUGGUGCAAUCUGCCGACGGAUCCGGAUCUAGCUACAGUAGCAUCUCUACCUUAACUAUUGUUGGGAUCGGAGGGGUCGGAAAGACUACUCUUGCUCAGCAAGCCUACAACCACGAGAGGGUGAAGGACUAUUUUCAUCAUACGGUCUGGGUCUGUGUAUCCGACAACUUCAACGUGGAGAGGCUUACCAAAGAGAUCAUAGAAUCCUUAACCCGGAAUAAGUGCGAUCUCAACAACUUUGAUACACUUCAAGUGGUUGUUAAGGAGGAUUUGACCUCAAAAAGGUUCCUGCUUGUCCUCGACGAUGUGUGGAACGAGGACAGCCUGAAAUGGGAAAGAUUUUGUGCACCAUUGAGGUCCGGAGUACCAGGAAGCAAGAUUUUGGUUACAACUCGCUCUAGAAAGAUUGCAGAAAUGGUUGGCAAUCCGAUCCCUCUAUAUGGUCUGGAUAACGCCAGCUACUGGGAAUUUUUCAAGACAUGUGCAUUUGGUUCCGAAUACGCCGGUGAAUGUCCACAGCUAGAAGACAUAGCAAAGAAGAUCGCUUACAGGUUGAAUGGGUUACCACUUGCGGCAAGGACGGUAGGCGGGUUGUUGAAGUCGCAGAUGAAUGAGGAGCACUGGAGAAUCAUCGCAGGGAGUGAAAUAUGGCAACUACCGCAAAGCGAAGAGGGUGUCCUGCCAGUCCUACAAUUGAGUUAUCAAUGUCUUCCCACACACCUUAAGCGGUGCUUUGUUUUUUGUUCCCUGUUCCCCAAAGAUCAUCCGUUUGAUGGAGAACACUUGGUCCGGCUUUGGAUGGCAGAAGGCUACGUUGCUCAAGACAAUAUGAAAGACAAUAUGACGGUGGAGGCUGUAGGAAGUGGCUACUUCCGUGAGUUAGUGAACAGGUCUUUCUUUCAGGUAGCUCCGUGGGGAUCACAAUAUGUGAUGCAUGACCUCAUACAUGAUCUUGCUCAAUUUAUUUCAGAGGGAGAGUUUUGCAGGAUCGAUGAUGUUAAGUCAAAAGAGAUCCCUAACACAAUUCGUCAUCUAUCAACAAAAUUAACCGAAGAAACUAAGUUAAUAGAGUUCUCUUGUUAUGAGAAAUUACGAACUCUCAUGAUCAAUUAUGAAAGUCACUGGUAUGGCUUUGGAGUCGAUGGCUCUUUGUUCCUCCGGUUUGAAAGAUUAAAAAACAUUCGAGUGUUGAUAUUACGUUUCUUUGGCUUGCGGGAGUUGCCUGAGACAAUUGGUGACUUGAUACACCUCAGCUACCUUGACAUAUCCCACAACUAUCAGAUUUGGAGACUGCCAGAGUCACUAUGUGGUCUUUACAAUUUGCGAGUACUGGAUCUGUCUGAAUGUGAACUACAGAGUUUACCGCAUGGCAUGAGCAAGUUGAUCAACUUGAUGCAUCUUGAUGCAGCAGACAAAAUAAUUUCUGAGAUAAAUGAUGUUGGGAAGCUGACUUCUCUUCAAGGAUUGUGUUCAUUUAAAGUACUCAAGGAUCAGGGACACGAGGUUGCCCAAUUAGGCGGUCUGAAACAACUUCGACAACUUCGAAUUACCAACCUCGAGAACGUUAAGAGUAAACAAGAAGCAGGCAUGGCUAAUCUGAACAACAAACAGUACCUUGAUGAACUAGUCUUAGAAUGGACAUCAGAUGAUGGCUCCAGUUUGGACGGCAAUGAAUUAGUUGUGUCGGAGGAGGUACUUGAAGGUCUCCAACCACAUCAGGCUCUCAAACGUUUGACGAUCAGAGGGUACAUUGGUGUCAGAUCACCCAGUUGGCUGCAGACACAAUUGUUAGCGAACCUGAUAACUCUUGAUCUUUACAACUGCAAAGCAUGGGAGGAUAUUUCAUGCAUUGGACAGCUACCGAAUCUCAAGAAACUUUACGUGAAGGGAAUGCCUGCAGUGAAACAAAUAAGUCAUGGAUUAAGUACAGAGAGCAAGUUCUUGCCUAACCUGGAAGAGCUAGUGCUGGAGAACAUGGUGGCAUUGGAGGAACUCCCGAGUCUUGGACAACUGCCGUGUCUUAAGGUUCUUCGCACCGAUCAAAUGUCAACAAUGACGAAGGUGGGCCACGGGUUCUUUGGUUAUAGAGAUCAAGGCAAGUGUUUUCCUUGCUUGGAGGAGCUCAGGUUCAGCAGCAUGCCAGAAUGGGAAGAGUGGUCUUUGGCUGAUGGCCAACAGCUAUUUCCCUGCUUGCGAAAACUUGAAAUUGAAAGAUGCCCGAGGCUUAAGAGGAUGCCUCCCCUCCCUCCUUCAAUUGAAUCACUAUCAUUAUGUCAAGUCGGGUUGACAGAAAUCCAAAUAUUAUGGGAAGGAAUCGAUGAAAGUAGCAGCAGUAUGACCGUUUCAGAAUUGAAAAUAUAUAGUCUUAAAGAGGUCAAAUGCCCGAGGCUUAAGAGGAUGCCUCCCCUCCCUCCUUCAGUUAAGUCACUGUCAUUAUGUCAAGUCGGAUUGACAGAAGUACCAAGAUUGUGGGAAGAAAUCGAUGAAAGUAGCAGCAGUAUGACUGUUUCAGAAUUGAAAAUAUAUAGUCUUGAAGAGAUUAAGCUGGAGGACAUCCCAGAAUGUGAGAGACUCCCUUGUCUUGGUCAACUCCCGAGUCUCAAGGUUCUUCGCAUCCAGAGAAUGCCAGCAGUGAAGAAGGUGGGCGAUGGAUUCUUUGGUUCUAGAGACCAUGGCAAGUGUUUUCCUAGCUUGGAAGUGCUCACGUUCAUCAACAUGCCAGAAUGGGAAGAGUGGUCUUGGGCUGAUGGCCGACAGCUGUUUCCCCGCUUGCGAAAUCUUGAAAUUAAAAGAUGCCCGAGGCUUAAGAGGUUGCCUCCCCUCCCUCCUUCACUUGAAACAUUAGAAAUAGAUGAAGUCGGAUUGACAGAACUGCCAGGGUUAUGGGAAGGAAUCCAUGGAGGCGGCAGUUGCAUAACUGCUUCUCUUUCAACAUUGAGAAUACGAAAAUGUCCAAAUCUAAGAAAUCUGGAAGAGGGGUUGCUAUCGCACAGCAACAUUGAGAUUGCGGAAUGUGCGGAACUCAAGUGGCAACCGGUGAAGGGGUUUAAAGAACUCACCUCCCUUGCGGCAUUGUCACUCUGCAGUUGCCCGAAUCUCAUGGGUAUGACGCGAGAUUGGGCAAUUGACAUCCUCCUCCCUCCCUCAAUCGAGGAACUAGUGCUGUCUGACUGUGGGAAUCUGGGAAAAUUGCUACCGGGCUGCCUGCACAACUUGACCUCACUCACUCGAUUGGAAAUAGGCGACUGCCUGUCCAUAGAAUCUCUUCCAGAAACGUCGCUGCUUCACCUGAAACGACUUCAAUCUCUGAGCAUUUGGCACUGUGAUGAGUUGAGAUCAAUAGACGGGUUGCGAGUUCUGGAAUCCCUCAGAGAAUUGACCAUCAAAUUAUGUCCCAAGCUGUUGCUGAAUGAAGGGAAUGAGCAAGUGGAGGGUUCGUCGGUAACUGAAUUAUACAUCGACGACACAGCCCUGUUCAAACUAUCGCUCUUAAGAAGGACACUUCCAUCCGUCCAUGCUCUCACAAUCUCAAACUUUCCUCGAGCGACGAUGUCUGAUGAGGAGGAGCAGUUGUUGCGAAGCCUCACAGCUCUCAAAUGGCUAGAAUUCGAGGAUUGCAAGAAUCUACAAUCGCUACCGAGAGAGUUGCAUGUCCUUCCCUCCCUCCGGCUUCUAGCAAUAAUUGGAUGUCCGGAGAUUCAGGCGCUACCUGAGAAGGGGCUUCCGACGUCCCUCAGCAAUCUACAUUUCGAAGACUGCCAUCCGAGGCUGACGGAGCAGCUGCAAAAGCACUUGGCCGAGAUUAAGAGCUCGGGUCGAUUGGCGAUACGUGAAGAUACAUGGAGCAGCUUGGAUUAUCGUUUAAAGAAGCGUUUAAGAAGGAAGUUACGUCAAACAACAUUGCACUUUUAG
Messenger RNA from Musa acuminata subsp. malaccensis (wild Malaysian banana), 4602 nucleotides. The record is from RefSeq and is a predicted model, not a curated record. Lineage: Eukaryota; Viridiplantae; Streptophyta; Magnoliopsida; Zingiberales; Musaceae.